Messenger RNA from Salvia splendens (bonfire salvia), 613 nucleotides. Its product is annotated as glutaredoxin-C13-like. NCBI's taxonomy places the organism in Eukaryota, Viridiplantae, Streptophyta, Magnoliopsida, Lamiales, Lamiaceae. The record is from RefSeq and is a predicted model, not a curated record. The transcript has a single exon. Bases 65 to 370 code for a protein of 101 amino acids.
UAGAGAGGCAAGAAAGGUUUGUUAAUUACUAGAUAGAAAUUGUGCAAAAAGAUCGAAAAAGAAAAUGGAGAAGAUAGGGAAAGUGGCAUCGGAGAAGGGGGUGGUGGUGUUCAGCAAGAGCACGUGCUGCUUGUGCUACGCGGUGCAGAUCCUGUUCCGCGAUCUCGGGGUGCAGCCGCUGGUGCAUGAUAUCGACCACGACCCCGAGGGGAAGGAGAUGGAGAAGGCGCUGAUGCGGAUGGGGUACAGCGCCCCCGUACCCAUGGUCUACAUCGGCGGCAAGCUCAUGGGCUCCACCAACGAGAUCAUGUCGCUCCACCUCAGCGGCUCCCUUGUCCAGCUCCUCAGGGCCUACCAGCACACCAACUAGUCUUUCAUUUCUCUUUUUAAUCCUAUGUAUAUACUCAUCAUAUCAAUGUAUUUGUAACGUUGUAGUGCUGAGAAAAUAAGAGUUGCUGCCUUGUUGGAUGAGGAACAACAACAAAGAAUGUUGUAGUCAUAUUAAUUAAUUAGGGCUAGCUCGGAUUCAGCUGAUUACCUAUCAUCCUUAUUUAAUUACUAUUACUAGUUCUUCUCUUUCCCUUUUGCAUAUUAAAUCAACAUUAAUUACUCU